UGAGCGAGUGGAGGGCUCCAGCAGCUCCCUUCUGACGUGACACGCGACAUGGAGGAUGAGCAGACCCUCCAGCCUGGCUACGAGGCCGUGGCUCCCGCGCGGUGCGCGUCUCCCGGGUCGGAGUGCGGGGACGAAGACCAGCGUCCGAAUCCUGAGAAAAAGCAACGGUGUAGACUUGAUGGCCAAGAAACAAAAGCAUCUACGUUGAUCACCUCCAGUGCAAAUGAUUUCAGUGACCCAGUUUACAAAGAAAUUGCGAUUACGAAUGGUUGCAUUAACAGAAUGAGUAAGGAAGAGCUCAGAGCCAAACUUUCAGAAUUCAAGCUUGAAACCAGAGGUGUAAAGGAUGUACUAAAGAAGAGACUGAAAAACUAUUACAAGAAGCUGAAGCUGAUGUUGAAAGAGAGCAAUUGUGCUGACAGUUACUACGAUUACAUUUGUAUUAUUGACUUUGAAGCCACUUGUGAAGAGGGAAACCCACCUGAGUUCAUACAUGAAAUAAUUGAAUUUCCUGUUGUUUUACUGAAUACGCAUACCUUAGAAAUAGAAGAUACGUUUCAGCAGUAUGUGAGACCAGAGAUUAACACCCAACUUUCUGACUUCUGCAUCAAUUUAACUGGAAUUACUCAGGAUCAAGUAGACAAAGCUGAUACCUUCCCUCAGGUACUGAAAAAAGUCAUUGGCUGGAUGAAAUUGAAGGAAUUAGGGACAAAGUAUAAAUAUUCCAUUUUAACAGAUGGUUCAUGGGAUAUGAGUAAGUUCUUGAACAUUCAGUGCCAGCUAAGCAGGCUCAAAUAUCCACCUUUUGCCAAAAAGUGGAUCAAUAUUCGAAAGUCAUAUGGAAACUUUUACAAGGUUCCUCGAAGCCAAACUAAGCUGACAAUAAUGCUUGAAAAACUCGGAAUGGAUUACGACGUGCGGCCUCAUAGUGGUCUUGAUGACUCUAAGAACGUAGCACGCAUAGCAGUUCGAAUGCUGCAAGAUGGAUGUGAACUCCGGGUUAACGAGAAGAUGCAUGCGGGGCAGCUAGUGAGUGUGUCCUCUUCACUGCCAAUAGAGGGCACUCCAGCGCCACAAAUGCCACAUUCCAGAAAAUAACAGCAUUUUUGCCCUUUUGCCUGUGGAUCAUUCACUGUAACUGGAGCUGCUACAAAGAGGUAGCAGAUGAAUACCUAUUGAAUUAGUCCUGCAGUGCAAAAUUUAAGCACCUUAAACAUUUAAAAUCUUAUUACAGUAAUAGGUAUACGCAUACAUAUGUGAACAGAUUC
Molecule: messenger RNA, 1268 nt
Organism: Bubalus bubalis (water buffalo)
Lineage: Eukaryota; Metazoa; Chordata; Mammalia; Artiodactyla; Bovidae
Product: 3'-5' exoribonuclease 1-like
Exons: 2
Coding region: 49-1098 (349 amino acids)
Biological process (GO): exonucleolytic trimming to generate mature 3'-end of 5.8S rRNA from tricistronic rRNA transcript (SSU-rRNA, 5.8S rRNA, LSU-rRNA)
Cellular component (GO): cytoplasm; nucleolus
Molecular function (GO): nucleic acid binding; 3'-5'-RNA exonuclease activity
Source: RefSeq, a predicted model, not a curated record